Messenger RNA from Scleropages formosus (Asian bonytongue), 2406 nucleotides. RefSeq names its product early growth response 2b (gene egr2b). Gene Ontology annotation, molecular function: DNA-binding transcription factor activity, RNA polymerase II-specific; RNA polymerase II cis-regulatory region sequence-specific DNA binding. The transcript is spliced from 2 exons. Gene Ontology annotation, biological process: regulation of transcription by RNA polymerase II. NCBI's taxonomy places the organism in Eukaryota, Metazoa, Chordata, Actinopteri, Osteoglossiformes, Osteoglossidae. The record is from RefSeq and is a predicted model, not a curated record. Bases 209 to 1495 code for a protein of 428 amino acids.
GACUAAACAGACCAGCCGUAUAGAUCUCCGAAAGGUGUGUUUAUACACUACACGCGCGCGAGAGCUGCUUGCAGAUUCGAUGACAGCUACUGCGGGCUAGCGUUACUCUUUGAGGAAGGGAAUUAUUAAGAGAAGAGUAAGUUUGUGCAAUCACAGAGAGUCAGCUCAUCUGUAAGUGCGCGCACACUAAAGACUCUUUUUAGCUUAAAUGAUGACAGCCAAAACGCUAGAGAAAACUCUCGGUAUUUUACACCCUCAUUCUGAGAGCAUCUAUUCGGUGGAUGAGAUCUCCACGACAUUGCCAUCUUCGCUCACCAUUUUCCCAAAUGCCGACUUAGGAGCGCAUUACGACCACAUUAGCGGAACUUCGGGAGAUGGCCUCAUCAAUGGGGACAUGAGCAUAGAGAAGCGGUCUCUCGACCUCUCUUACCCCAGCAGCUUCUCGCAGCCCGCCGCUCCCCGCAACCAGACCUUCACCUACAUGGGAAAGUUCUCCAUCGACUCCCAGUAUCCAGGUAACUGGAACCCCGAGGGCGUCAUCAACAUUGUGAGCGCCGGCAUCCUCGGCAUGACCCAGCCCUCUUCGGCGUCCUCCUCGCCAGCUUCUUCAGUGUCUCCAAACCACUUCUCCAGCACCGUGAGCUGCACCAUGGCGCAGAACCCCUCCGACAUGGACCCCAUCUACUCCCCUCCCCCGCCUUACUCGGGCUGCGGGGAGGUCUACCAAGACUCGUCCGCCUUCUUGUCCACGUCCACCUGUCCCAUCUCGUACCCUCCGCCAUCCUACUCAUCGCCAAAAGCUUCAACGGAGAGCGGUCUGUUCCCCAUCAUCCCCGACUACGCAGGCUUCUUCCAGUCUCCUUGCCAACGAGACAUGCCCACCAUACCCGACCGAAAGCCCUUCUCCUGCCCCCUGGAGUCCUUCAGGGUACCUCCGCCCCUGACUCCCCUCAACACUAUCAGGAACUUUACCUUAGGUGGACCAGCGUCAGAAGGACCCCGGCUGCCCACGGCGUACAGCCCCCAGAAUUUACCCCUGAGGCCCAUUCUCCGGCCGAGGAAGUACCCGAACAGGCCGAGCAAGACGCCCGUGCACGAGCGGCCGUACCCGUGCCCGGCGGAGGGCUGCGACCGGCGCUUCUCGCGCUCCGACGAGCUCACGCGCCACAUCCGCAUUCACACGGGCCACAAGCCGUUCCAGUGCCGCAUCUGCAUGCGCAACUUCAGCCGCAGCGACCACCUGACCACGCACAUCCGCACGCACACGGGCGAGAAGCCGUUCGCGUGCGACUUUUGCGGCAGAAAGUUCGCGAGGAGCGACGAGCGAAAGCGGCACACCAAAAUCCACCUGAGGCAGAAGGAGAGGAAGUCCUCGAGCACCCCUUCUUCUGCCAGCACGAACUCCGAGAGGUCCGCCGGCGGCAUAAACACGCCCAGUGGGGUGUGCUCCUCGGGCUCGGCCCAGCUAGGGCAGUGUCCGUCCAGGGGGGUGUAGGUUCGAGACGGGCGCGCGCGCGCGCGUGUGUGUGCGUUCGCGUGUGUGUGUGUCCUCUUGAGUGACGACUGCGGAGGGCCGACGCUACACGAGGACUCGAUCAGGCUCUGUCACUUAUGCCAAGUCCGCAUCACCUUGUAUCAUAGGGACCUCUGGUUGACACAUGCACGUCUUACUUCCAGAUGCCCAUGUGCCCCCCCUCCCCCCAACCUUUACCAGGUCUGUAUGGACUCAGUGGUCAUUUUAAUUUACCCAAAAGGCAUGGAUUUCACUCCAGCUCUUUGAGGAUGAAGCGAAGAUGCAGAACAUGAUGGUAUUUUAUGAUAUUUCCACACUGGUAUAUAAUAAUGUUGAAACAGUUUGCACUGUGAUGAGAAUCCGACAUCUGCACUCAUUUCAAAGGACUGUUGUUGGAAAAAGGGUAACCGCCGUAGACUUGCAAUAAUUCAUAAAGAAAAUGUUUGUCAAAGUUAUUUAAAAAGUAAAACAUGUCGGUGUUAACACGCUUGUCGAAGUCCGUCCGUCCCCGUCCCCCCCCCCGUGGCUUUUUUGGCCAGUUGUCGCCUGUUUUAUAUGUAUUUCCAAUGACGUUUGCCAGUUGCAAUGUAUAAUAAAUAAUGUUCAAUGAAUUAAUAUCGAUUUUUUUAGAAUGAUAUAUUUUUGUAAGCGUCCUUUCGUCUCCUUCCACAAAGUGUUGGCGUUUGUAGUCUAAUAAAAAUAAGAAUGUAAAUAGUUUAUUGCUCAUUUGGCACGUGAUGGUUGUCCGCAGUGAAUGUUUAAAAUACUGGAAACAAUGUAUUUAGAGAAAAAAAAAAAAAAAAAAAGAGAAAAAAACGUACUAACGGUGGACGGGCAUGGCAGCAUAACUAUAAUAUACUGUUUGUGACGCCUCAGUGUAAUAAAUGAAAUUG